UUCCUUCCAGCCACAAGGCCGUUCGGUCUCUCCUGCGCUUCCAUUGCCUCUCUCUUCAGGCUCCGUCCCCUUUCCCGCCAGUCGACGCGAAAACAGGAAACUGGAUUACAGAUGCGGAUCGGCUGGGCUUGCAGAGCGCAGGCGCGAGCGGUCCGGGGGCGGGGGGCGGGGCGCUCUGUGAAGCGCGGCGGCGCGGUUGAAGGCAGAGUCAGUUGCUGAGGGGAGACCCGGCGGUUACUCCUGUCACCCCCCAUGGCAGCUCUCCGCUACGCGGGCCUGGACGACACGGACAGCGAGGAUGAGCUGCCUCCCGGCUGGGAGGAGAGAACCACCAAGGACGGCUGGGUGUACUACGCCAACCACACUGAGGAAAAGACCCAGUGGGAACAUCCGAAAACCGGCAAAAGGAAACGAGUUGCAGGAGAUUUGCCAUAUGGAUGGGAGCAAGAGACUGACGAGAACGGACAACUGUUUUUUGUUGACCACAUAAAUAAAAGAACUACCUACUUGGACCCAAGGUUGGCAUUUACUGUGGAUGAUAAUCCAACAAAGCCAACCACCAGACAGAGAUACGACGGCAGCACCACCGCCAUGGAGAUCCUGCAGGGCCGAGACUUCACGGGAAAGGUGGUCCUGGUUACCGGCGCAAAUUCAGGAAUAGGGUUCGAAACCGCCAAGUCCUUUGCUCUCCAUGGUGCACACGUGAUCCUGGCCUGCAGGCACAUGAGCAGAGCCAGCGAGGCAGUGUCCCGCAUUCUGGAAGAAUGGCACAAAGCCAAGGUAGAAGCAAUGACCCUGGACCUGGCUGUGCUCCGCAGCGUGCAGCAUUUUGCUGAAGCGUUCAAGGCCAAGAAUGUGUCUCUUCAUGUGCUUGUGUGCAAUGCGGGGACUUUCGCUCUACCCUGGACCCUCACGAAAGAUGGCCUGGAGACGACCUUCCAGGUCAACCACCUGGGACACUUCUACCUUGUCCAACUCCUGCAGGACGUUUUGUGUCGCUCAGCCCCUGCCCGUGUCAUCGUGGUGUCUUCGGAGUCCCACAGAUUUACAGAUAUUAACGAUUCCUCAGGGAAACUUGACCUCAGCAGCCUGUCUCCAUCACAGAGUGACUAUUGGGCCAUGCUGGCUUAUAACAGAUCCAAGCUCUGCAAUAUCCUCUUCUCCAAUGAGCUGCACCGUCGCCUCUCCCCACGAGGGGUCACUUCGAAUGCCGUGCACCCUGGAAACAUGAUGUUCUCGUCCAUCCAUCGAAACUCAUGGGUGUACACGCUGCUGUUCACCUUGGCCAGGCCAUUCACCAAGUCCAUGCAACAGGGAGCUGCUACCACUGUCUACUGUGCAGUCGCGCCCGAGCUGGAAGGCCUCGGAGGGAUGUAUUUCAACAACUGCUGCCGUUGCCUGCCAUCUGAAGAGGCUCAGAGCGAAGAGACAGCCCGGGCCCUGUGGGAACUCAGUGAGAGGCUCAUCCAGGACCGACUGGGCAGUCCAUUCAGCUAA
Messenger RNA from Alexandromys fortis (reed vole), 1497 nucleotides. RefSeq names its product WW domain containing oxidoreductase (gene Wwox). The transcript has 9 exons. Bases 253 to 1497 code for a protein of 414 amino acids. Gene Ontology annotation, biological process: hippo signaling; positive regulation of transcription by RNA polymerase II. Gene Ontology annotation, molecular function: protein binding; transcription coactivator activity. The record is from RefSeq and is a predicted model, not a curated record. Gene Ontology annotation, cellular component: cytoplasm; nucleus. Lineage: Eukaryota; Metazoa; Chordata; Mammalia; Rodentia; Cricetidae.